UGUUUUGCCAUCUCUUCACGAAGAACAGGUGCUCACGAGGCGAAGAUAAACCGAAAUCAUCAAGAACGGUGACCGCGCUUCGCCAUCAAUGACCGCGCUGAAAAACUCGGUGAUAUUAUGUGAUACGCCUGUUUUGUGACCUUUUGGAUAGGGGACUGUUCUGUUAGAGAUGACUUUGGGAGACGUCAAGAAUAGGAGAGAAAUCCGAGGCUCUCGAGUCAGGAUGACUCCCAAGUCUGAAGAACAUUCGAAAAUAUAUCCAGUACCGUAUAGUGAUGGAACUAUGAGGGAAAAACAGCGCCCGCCAAUAUACAAUCCCGAAGAUUACGCCAUUUGGUUGAAGAAAUGGGGAAAGAAAUCGGCGAACGGUGCAAUAUCCCUCUAUACAGCCUCUUCCAUGUCUGACCUGAUGGAGCUGAGCCAUCCCCAGAUAAAUUCUUACAAGGACUACAGGAACCCGAUGAUGAGUUCGUCUGGGAUGGAGAUGACGUUGCGACAAUUUGGAUCAGCGUCAGAGCUGCUGACGAAGCUGAGGUCGGAUCUGAGAUUAGCGUAUCCCAGUUUCGUCCAAGAAUUCGUCGCCGACCCCUUGGACGGCGUCUCGCUCCUGCUGGACCUCCUCAGGGCCGUGCACCUCAGCCAGUCCAACCCCGCGCAGACACUCUCCCCCGCCUCUGGUGCCGCCCCCAAGCUGCCUCUUGCUGUGCAGCGGCGCGCCAUGCUGGACGAGCUAGCGUGCCUGCAGUGCCUGCUCAGCUGCUGCGCCAGGGACGCAGAGGCGGUCAGGCGGGUCGUCGGGUCGUCGGCGGGGAUGUUCACCCUGGCCGUUUGUAUCAUGAGCAACGUGAACAAGUCCAGGAUCGCUGCAUUACAGCUACUGAGUAAAGUUUGCGAACCGAAAUCAAAAGGCCACUCUGUAGUUUCCGAAGCCAUGUCCACCUUACGCCUCAGAUUCGGAGAACCAGUUCGAUUCAGGUUCCUGAUCGGUAUGCUCAGUUCCGCAGGAGGUCAGUCAGAACUACUCACAGCAGGACUGAAAUUCCUCAACACGUUCCUCAGUACAGCAGGCUCUGCUCAGAAGAGACUCUACUUACAAGCUGAACUAGAGCAAGCUGGAUUCGAUAUUGAAGCAGUUAGAAAGAACGUUGGAGUAAACAUCAACUCAUGUGAUCCAAUUUUUGAUGAACUGGACCUAUGGGAGAAGCACUACAUUGAUAUUGAGAGUAUCACAAUACGAAUGGAAAGUGCUGAAAAGGAGAACGACUGUUUACGAGGAAAACUGAACCUAUUAGAACAGAAAGUACAGAUUCUGCAAGACGAAAAGGGCAUCUUGAUAUCUCUAGAUCAAUGUCUCAGAGAAAGAUGUAGCGAACUCAGGGAAGAAGUCCAAUCUCUGAAAUCUUCCCAAUCCGCCGAUUUAUCACCCCACUUUGAAAAAAAUCAAGAAGAACCCACUCCAGAUGAUGAAGGCAUUUCCUCAUCAGAGCGGACUCCUACUCCUGAAGAGGAAAUCCAACAACCAUCUGUCUACGAUAUCUUCCCCAAUGAUUGCACAUCUAUACCUCCACCAAGAGAUCACCCUGACCAAGACUCCGAAGAAGAAACGACCAUUGAGGAAGUGAUACAGGAACUGAAAGACAUAAUCAGCAAUGAGGAAACAGAAAACCACAAUAGAGAAAAUCUCAAAAUCACACAAGACAGGAAACGAUCUGAAGAAGCACAGAUGGCAGGAAAACUCCAUACACAUCUAGACAUCAAUGACUACGUAUUGGGAAGCGAAUACGAGAUAAUCCCUUCAAAUUUACUCCCUCAGCCUCCAAGAAGAGCUAGAAGUCUCAUGCACCUUUUUGUACCAGCUGAAGACUAUGGAUAUUGUAACAGAGAAAUUUUCUUCGAUAAAGAAUCUCUCACAUCGGAAGGCUCGUUCUCAUUGGUCAGUGUAUCCAGAUAUUGCCAUCCUUCAGUGGAAAGCGGGUUGGAAGCACCAUCCGUGACGAAGACAAUCCCAGCAAAACCUGAAAGGCACACUUCGAAGACCAGCAUUAGGAGGUCAGAAUCAUUCAUGAAAUCGGAUAAUAAUCUUGACAAACAGCUCAGUCAUGAUCGACUGAGUCACUCCAAUACGAUGACACAUCAAGUCUGCAAUCGUACUGAGGAAACGCCUGAUCGUAUGAAUUGCAAAAGUCUAGAUAGAAUAGGUGAUGGUCUAGGAUCAUUCGUGGAUAUUGUAGUUACUGGUCAGAACAAUCCGAAGGCAACUCCUUUCUUAUCAAAGAGCGACUCUGGCAAUGUUUCUAGUGCCUCUGUCUGCAAGAGUGUCUCUAAUAUCUAUUUCAGUUCCAAUCAUCAGGCUGCAGGUUCGAAACUCAGUGUUCACUCAGAAGAGAAACAAAGAAUGUUUCUUCCUUCGCAAGGAGAUCAGAAUGAAGUAUUGUACUACUUUCCAAGGGUACUCGAGAAAAGGAACAGCGGUAGUUCAGGGUUUCUGGGUGGCAGAGGAAUCAAUAACGCAGGCAUGUAUUCUGGACAGGUGAUUGAUAAUCAUUCAUACUUUUCGAGGAGCAAAGAGAUUAUUGGGAGUGAUUGCCAUAGUUCUGGAAAAUUAACUGACUUUCCGUCAGGAUUGUAUUGAUACAAUAUUGAACCUGCAAAUUUUCAGUAGGCUGGAAGUUUUCAUCAUACCUACCUUUAAUGGAAAUGAUAGAUUUUCACGAAGAAAUUUCAAUUUCGAUUAUUAUUUUUUCAAGAAAUAUGCUCAGGUGGGUGUAUACAAUCAUAAGAUUAGGUAUACGAGACUAGACAAGAGCAGUUGUCAAGAUGAAUGUAUUAGAGAUUAGUGAUUGUAAAUAUGUGGAGAUUAAUAGUUAUUGUGUGCAAUAUAUGAAUUUUUUUUUCUUUAGAAGUUCUAAUAUAUUUUUGACGUUGAUUUUUAUAUUCUGUUCGAAGAGUUCGAAUCAGUUCGAUGGACACAUUAGAUGUGCUGAGGUCGAAAGGAACAUUUGAAGACAGUGAAUAAGUUUAUCAACUUUGUAAAAUAUUAUAGAAUUACUCAAGAAUUUAAUUUCCAGUUACUCAGUGAUAGGUUUUCUUGUUUUUGUAUUCAAAUACUUGCCUGUGUAUUUGACAAGAAUUAUAAUGCGAAUAAAGAAUUAUUGAUAUUGA
Phaedon cochleariae (mustard beetle) is the source of this 3162-nucleotide messenger RNA. Lineage: Eukaryota; Metazoa; Arthropoda; Insecta; Coleoptera; Chrysomelidae. The record is from the annotation of a GenBank genome assembly.